This is a messenger RNA of Phytophthora nicotianae INRA-310, 1180 nucleotides long. RefSeq lists its product as hypothetical. The transcript is spliced from 2 exons. Bases 47 to 994 code for a protein of 315 amino acids. Lineage: Eukaryota; Oomycota; Peronosporomycetes; Peronosporales; Peronosporaceae. The record is from RefSeq and is a predicted model, not a curated record. Gene Ontology annotation, molecular function: oxidoreductase activity; FAD binding.
AAUGACGCAAUGCUCAUUCGGAAUCUUGCUUUGACUCAGUAAGACGAUGGACGCGCUGUUGGCUCUAGUGGGCGGGGACUUCCGCGUGCUUCUGGGCGUUGCGCUCGUGGCAGGCACGACGAUCUUUAUGUUGCUGGCGAAUCUGAAGCCACGAGACUCGACGCCCGUGACGCUGCAGGCUCCCGCUAAGCCGGGGGACUUGCCCCCGACCGUACAUCUGCCACUAGUGGAGAAGCAGACGCUAUCACAUGACACGCGUCGCUUCCGCUUCGCUUUGCCAUCUCCGCAGCACAUCCUGGGACUUCCUGUGGGUCAGCACAUCUCUCUACGUUACACCGACAGCGAGGGCAAACUGGUGAUGCGCUCGUACACCCCAGUGAGCUCGGACGACACCAAGGGCUACGUGGAUCUGGUGAUUAAGGUUUACUUCAAGAACGUGCACCCAAAGUUCCCGGACGGUGGCAAGAUGAGCCAACACCUUGAGAGCUUGGCUAUUGGCGACACUAUUGAGGUGUCUGGCCCCAAGGGCAAGCUCACAUACGUGGGCAAGGGCGAGAUCCACAUCAAACACCGCGUGCGUGACGUGGUGCCCGAGGUCCGUAAAGCUGCUAAGAUCGGAAUGAUUGCUGGUGGCACCGGUAUUACCCCCAUGCUGCAAGUGAUUCGUCGAGCGCUGCAGGACCCCGAGGACAAGACGGAGUUCUACCUGCUUUUCGCCAAUCAGACCGAGGCCGAUAUUCUGUGCCGCGAGGAGAUCGAAGCGAUGGCUGCCAACCACUCCAACGUCAAGUUCUGGUACACUGUAGACAAGGCCACGGACGGCUGGAAGUACUCGACGGGUUUCGUGACGGCGGAUAUGAUCAAGAAGCACCUGCCUGCUGCGGCCCCGGAUGUCCAGAUCUUCAUGUGCGGACCUCCGCCGAUGCUUAAGUUCGCAGUGCUCCCGGCUCUGGAGGAACUGGGCUUCAAGCCGGACCACCACUUUAGCUUCUAAAAUGUACGUUUUAGGUGAGAUUUAUGAACGUGCAGGUAGGAAAUACACAAGUGUGCGAGACGUCGAGCUUUUAUUUCUUCUUGGAGGAUAUUAAGCGUUGUGUAGGUGGCCCUCGGGUUGAACUAUCGAUCUGGUUUGUAGUGUUACCGCUAAUACUUGGCCCAGCACUACCUUCCUCGUCCGAUG